Molecule: messenger RNA, 1875 nt
Organism: Diaporthe amygdali
Lineage: Eukaryota; Fungi; Ascomycota; Sordariomycetes; Diaporthales; Diaporthaceae
Product: membrane transporter
Exons: 3
Biological process (GO): transmembrane transport
Cellular component (GO): membrane
Molecular function (GO): transmembrane transporter activity
Source: RefSeq, a predicted model, not a curated record
CUGGCUUCCUCACCCUGGUCCCCCGGCGACGAGGCUGCCGCGCCCCUGCUGGAUAUGGAGAACCACCCUCCACGCACGAGCGGCACGUUCGACCGCAAGCCAAGCCACGAUCAAUAUGACCCCGAGGAGGAGGACGACGAUGUUAUGGACGUCGAGGGCGGGAGGCCCCCAAACCGCCGCCGGUGGACGCCCAGCUCGCCCUCCCACGUCCUCUCGUCCGACCCGGACCUCGAGGGCCUGAGCCUGUACGACAAGAAGUGCGUGCUCAUCAACCGCGAGAUCGACGCCAUGGGCAUGGGCAAGUACCAGUGGAUGAUCUGGGGCCUCUGCGGCUUCGGCUACCUGCUGGACCUGCUGUGGGCUCAGGCCUUCGGGCUGGCCCUCAAGCCCUUGCAGCAGGAGCUGGGCUUCGGGAACGACAGGUCGGGCAACAUAUCCACCGCCUUCAGCUGCGGGCUUACGGCCGGGGCGUUCUUCUGGGGCGCGUUGAGUGAUGUGGUUGGUCGCAAGUGGGCCUUCAACCUGACAUGCCUCUUCUCGUCCGUCUUUGGCCUGUGCCUCGGCGCAUCCGACAGUUAUACGACAUUCCUGGUCCUGACGGCCUUUGUCGGCUUCGGCGUAGGCGGUAAUAUUCCCAUCGAUACGACGAUCACGCUUGAGUUUAUUCCGCAAAAUAAGCGCUUCCUCUUGUCCACCCUCUCCAUCUUCCAGCCGAUCGGCGUCGUGCUCUGCAGCGCCAUCGCCUUCGGCUUCAUCCCGACUAUGUCGUGUUCGCCCAACUUCUCCGAGGCUAAUCCCCUGAAAAGCUGCAACGAUCCGAGCCUGGAGGCCGGCGCGCCGUGCUGUGGGCGAGACAAUAACAUGGGCUGGAGAUACCUUCUCUUCACCUUGGGCGGUAUCACGCUGGCCGUCUUCAUCCUGCGCUGCUUCAUCUUCCGGUUUCGUGAGAGCCCCAAGUUCCUCGUGUACAAGGGUAAGGACGAGGAAGCCAUCAAGGUGGUGCACCACAUCGCCAACACGAAUGGGACCGUCUGCCGGCUGUCCUUGGAGCAUUUCGAGGCGCUGAGUGGCCAGGGCGGCUCCCGGCGGACACAGACCACCCGGGGCAGCGGAGGGCGCCCUGGCCUCCGGACGCGGAUGAGCAGCACGCUCGGGCGGACCGUCAGCGGGACGGUCACGACGAUCAAGCGGAUGAAGCCGAGCAGGAAGAAGGUGGCUGAGCAGAAGAACCGGUACAUGAUGCUGUUCUCGAGCUUCACGAUGGCGAGGCUGACGAUUCUCGUCUGGCUGACGUACAUUUUUGACUUCUGGGGAUUCACUGUGGCCGGCUUCUACCUCCCAAGUAUCCUAGCCAUCAAGAAUGGCGCCGCUUCGAAGAAUAACUCGCUCUCCUUCACGUACGCCUCCUACAUUUACACGUACGCGCCCGGCGCAAUAGGCGUGCUGCUCGGGUCACUCAUGUACCGGCUCCCGUCCUUCGGGCGCAAGUGGACCAUGACCAUCUCGUCGGGGCUGAUGGGCGCGUCGAUCCUGCUCUUCAGCAUCGUCGACACCGUCCCCAAGAACCUAGGCAUGUUCACGAUGGAGUACUUCUUCCAGUCCAUGUUCAACGCAGUUCUCUACGGCUGGACCCCCGAGGCGUUCCCGGCCCCCGUGCGCGGGACCGCCUGCGGCCUCGCCAGCUUCUGGGGCCGCCUGUUCGGCAUCGUCAGCCCGCUCAUCGCGCAGCACCUCUACGGGAGCAGCACGUCCGGCGGUGGCAACGGCGACGUGAAUGCCGUGCUGUACCUCGCUGGGGGCGUCACACUCGGGUGCGUGAUCACCACGGCUUUGUUGCCGAACAGUGUUCUGCAGUCGAGUGAUGGGAGAUCAUAG